Messenger RNA from Trifolium pratense (red clover), 1643 nucleotides. Its product is annotated as inorganic pyrophosphatase 2. The transcript is spliced from 4 exons. Gene Ontology annotation, molecular function: phosphatase activity. Bases 40 to 762 code for a protein of 240 amino acids. Lineage: Eukaryota; Viridiplantae; Streptophyta; Magnoliopsida; Fabales; Fabaceae. The record is from RefSeq and is a predicted model, not a curated record.
GCGUGAAUUCAACUUACAGAUAGGUGGCACGUUACGAAAAUGGUGAAAGUGGUGGUGGUUUUGGACUUUGAUCGGACCAUAAUCGACGACGACAGUGACAGAUGGGUCAUCAACGAAUUGGGUCUCACCGACUUUUUCAACCAAAUCCGCUCCACCAUCCCAUCAUGGACAUCUCUCAUGGACACCAUCAUGAAUGAGCUUCACUCCAAAGGAAUCACCACAGAUAACAUCGCACAAUGCCUUCAACGUGCUUUCUUGCAUCCUAACAUCGCUUCCGCCAUCAAAUCUGCACAAUCUCUUGGGUGUGAUUUAAGGAUAAUCAGUGAUGCUAAUAUGUUCUAUAUUAAGACUAUUCUUGAACAUCAUAAUCUUUUAGGAUGUUUUUCAGAAAUCAAUACAAACCCAUCAUUUGUUGAUGAAAAGGGUUGCCUUCAUGUCACUCCAUUUCAUGAUUCAACAUUGCCUCCUCAUGGUUGUCAACUCUGCCCUCCAAAUAUGUGCAAGGGUUUGAUAAUAGACCGAAUCCGAGGUUCUUUACCUGAAAGUGAAGCAAGAUUCAUCUACGUUGGAGAUGGAGCAGGUGAUUAUUGCCCUACUUUGAAGCUCAAGGGAGGUGAUUUUGUGAUGCCUAGGAAGAAUUAUCCCUUAUGGGACAGGAUUGGCACUGACCCAAAACUAGUUCAUGCAACAGUUCAUGAUUGGAGCAAUGGGGAAGAGUUGGAGAACAUACUACUCAACCUUGUCAAAAAAUUAGUCACAUAGCUCAAAAGGUACAUGGCUGCAUGAAUUACACUCCCGUUCCUCCGAUAGGUAGCAUUGCUAGCACCUUAAACUCGAUUUGGUUCUCUGGACAAGUUGCAUUCUCACAAAUAAUUCCUGUUUCUAUUCCCUUUUCAACAUACAGAAAUAUUUGGAUGGAUCAAUAUUAGUAGAAAUCCAUCUAGCAUGCAUUGUUUUGUUUGUCCUUCAUAACUGGUUGGUGUGAUUUGUAAACAUCAGAAGGCAGAACUAUAAUACCUAAUGCUCCAGUUCUAUCAGAGAAUGAAAAACCACUAUUUUGGUUUUCAAAACAUUUCUCAAUUAGUUUUAAUUUUUUAAAGAAACAUACCUGAAUGCAUGCUUAUUUUUAUCCUAAUUAUGUAAUGUUGAUCAGUUAGUAGAAAAUUACUUUUUCUCUAUUUGCUCGUAUACAUCAGAAGGCUGAUGGUGCUCUACUAGAAACUUGCAUUUUUACAAAUUUCCUCCUGGUUGAUAGUAUAUUUAAGUGGGCGGCACACGCUAUUAAUUUGGUCCGUAAUUACAUUGAAAAUCAAAAUACAUCUCUGAAAGUGAACGGUGUCUAUCACAGUAUCGCUUGCGUUAGUCCAAAAGAUGACGUCUAUCAAUUGACGUCUCUGACUAUGAUGAUUUGCCACAUAGGAUGCCAACUGCUCUCCACGUAUGUGCCACAUCAAUAGGGACCAAAUUGCAAGUGUCUAAACAAACAACCUGAGUCUGGAAAAUUCAAUUUUGGCCCUCCAACUUUGAAGACUCUCUUGUCUAUUAUGUCUCAAGUUAAGGGGCAAUAGUUUCUAGUAUACUGGGGAAUGAGUAAAGGGUAACUGUGCCACAUUUAUCUAAAUUAAGCAUUUAAUUGUUCUAAA